Arabidopsis lyrata subsp. lyrata is the source of this 779-nucleotide messenger RNA. RefSeq lists its product as uncharacterized. Lineage: Eukaryota; Viridiplantae; Streptophyta; Magnoliopsida; Brassicales; Brassicaceae. The transcript has 3 exons. The record is from RefSeq and is a predicted model, not a curated record. Bases 171 to 713 code for a protein of 180 amino acids.
AAAAAAAAAACACGUUAGUUGCCGCCGGCGAUUCCCCUGUCUUCUCUCAAUCGUCGUCGCCGGCGAUUCGUCAGCCGUCUCUGUGUCUGGCGCCGUCUUGCUUCCUCUUGAUUUCAGCUUGAAGCUUCCUAUAUAUUGGUUUUGGAUCUACAUUACAUCAAAGGUUAUCAAUGGAAAACAAUCUAGGAAGCACGAGUAAGACAUCAGCCACUACUAAGGAGUUUCCCAAGCUCCUUUUCGGACAUGGUAAAGAGCCUGAAGUUGAGAAAAUUAACAACAGCUGCAGAUUAUCGAUACUUAGGAAAAUCAAAGAUGCUUUGCCACUAGAGUAUAAGAAAGUGAAGUCUGAUCCUCUGUUUGCACAAGUCUUCGCCAUAUACGAAAAUGGUUUACAUUAUUCGGGUCGUCUGAUGCACAGCCUAAUGUGUAGACAGUUGGUAACAAGAAAACAGCAUGAGCUCUGGUUUGUGUUUGGAAACAAGCCUCUCCGAUUUUCUUUGCAAGAGUUCUACGCAGUGACUGGGCUGAAAUACAAUGAUGAUUUCAAGUAUGAUUUAGAUACUUGGAAAGAUGAUAAGGGGUUUUGGAGCAAGUUGCUGAAAAGAGAGGAGAAGAUAUGCAUUAAGACGAUGAUGUCUACGCAUCUAGGAGCAGUUCACAAGGGGUUUUGUAUGACCUUUGUUUUUUUUCCUAAUUAUUUAGGCGUUUUAUGAAAGUAAGUUUCUUGAGUUCGUCUCUAAUAUCUCCUUUUAGCUCGAGCAAGAUGAUUUUUUGUUCUC